CGCCUUCCACAUCUACUACCUCUUCCUCCUCCUCCUCCUCUUCAAGCUUUUCAGCAUCUGGUGGUCUCUUCCAGCUGCCUGUAAAUCUUAUAAGUCGGAAAUUGACUUUGGUAACUAAUUUACUUUCCUCCUUUGGUGGCAGUGGUGCGGGCAGUGGCAUCUUAGGUAAUAAGCUUGGAUUCAAGUUCAAUACAGCAACGACUACACGCCGACCUAGAAGAACAACAACGGAAAGAAGCACAGAACCGAAUACUAGUUUCACACCGGAAGUAACUACAACAACGACAACCACACCAGAGUCGUUAGUAAGCACAACAACUGAGGAGACUGAGGAGAUCGUUGGCACUACAACAGGCAUUCCGUUGAUCAUUAGGCCAACAGUGCUUCCUCAGCAUCCAGCAAUCAUUUCAACAAUAGCAACGACAACCACACCAGAGUCGUUAGUAAGCACAACAGCUGAGGAGAUCGUUGGCACUACAACGGGCAUUCCGUUUACCAUUAGGCCAACAGUGGUGCCUCAGCGUCCAGCAAUCAUUACAACAACAGCAAGAGAUCGUGAAUCCACCACUGAGUUGAACAAAGGUUAUGGCUAUGAAAAACCGUGCCAGUGCCAUAGUGAUAAUGAAAUUUUCGAUGGUGAUAUAAGGGCCCGUUUCUAA
Molecule: messenger RNA, 659 nt
Organism: Rhagoletis zephyria (snowberry fruit fly)
Lineage: Eukaryota; Metazoa; Arthropoda; Insecta; Diptera; Tephritidae
Product: salivary glue protein Sgs-3-like
Source: RefSeq, a predicted model, not a curated record